This is a messenger RNA of Eriocheir sinensis (Chinese mitten crab), 3274 nucleotides long. It is a transcript of the gene Dbp45A, whose product is annotated as probable ATP-dependent RNA helicase DDX49. Gene Ontology annotation, molecular function: ATP binding; nucleic acid binding. Bases 222 to 1772 code for a protein of 516 amino acids. The record is from RefSeq and is a predicted model, not a curated record. The transcript has 10 exons. NCBI's taxonomy places the organism in Eukaryota, Metazoa, Arthropoda, Malacostraca, Decapoda, Varunidae.
UUUUAGUUUUAUUUCAUGUGGGUGAUCGUAUACUUCAAAGUCUGACAGCGUGACGUGGCAAAGCAGAGGUGAUUUGUCUCGUAAAAUCACAAGCACACUUCAACUGACCAGAGAAGUACCAAGGAGCACCUAAGAAUUAAGCGAUACUAAACGGAACAGCCCAAAAGAUCAAGAUGAAACCCCAGACCAAGACUAACUGAGGGAGGUGUUUACCAACAAACAUGUCGCACGUGGGUGAGGGCGAGCCUUCUCUGAGUGCCAGCUAUGGGGACCUGCCGGGCCUGCAGCCGUGGGUGGUGGCUCAGCUCAAGCAGCUCAAGAUCCUGCGGCCAACUCCCAUCCAGCAGCACUGCAUCCCACCAGCGCUGGACGGUCGGGACAUUAUCGGGGCGGCCAAGACAGGUUCAGGCAAGACUCUGGCCUUCGUCAUCCCCAUCCUGCAGAAGCUCUCCAACGACCCUUUCGGCAUACACACCCUUGUCUUGACCCCAACACGUGAAUUAGCCUUCCAGAUUGCUGACCAGUUCCGAGGUGUGGGUGCCCCAGUGUCGCUGCGGCUGAGUGUGGUGGUGGGCGGACUGGACAUCGUGGGGCAGGGCCGGGAGCUUAGCCAGGGUCCCCAUGUGGUGGUGGCGACGCCCGGCAGACUUGCUGAUCUCCUCCAGAACUCGCCUGACUUCACCCUUAAGAGGAUAAAGUUUUUGGUGCUGGACGAGGCUGACAGGCUGAUGGAUGGGCGGUUUGAUGGCCAGCUGCGCACCAUCUGGGCUGCCCUGCCGGAGAAGAGGCAGACGCUGCUCUUCUCGGCCACCAUCACUGACAGGCUCCAACGCAUGAGGGAGCUGGCCACAUCAGAGGUGUUUGUGUGGCGUGGGGAUGAGGGAGGAAGAGCCACGGUGGAGGAGCUGACAGAAGAAUAUGCCCUGGUGACGCCCGUUAUGAAGGAUGCCACACUGGUUGCCACUGUCUUGCGCCAUACCCAGGACCACCCUAAGGACCUGGUCAUGGUUUUCACCGACACCUGUAAGAGGACGCAGGUCCUAAAAAUGAUGCUAGGUGCACUGGGCAUCGAAGCCGCCGCACUGCAUUCCAUGUUGUCGCAGCGGGACCGUCUGGCCGCCCUGGCACGCUUCAAGUCAUCGCAGAUCAAGGUGCUCAUUGCCACUGACCUUGCCAGCCGUGGCCUUGACAUUCCCCUGGUUGGCCUCGUUAUCAACCAUGUCGUACCGAACCUUCCCAAAACAUAUAUUCACCGCGUUGGGCGCACAGCGAGGGCGGGACGUAAAGGCUUGGCGCUUACACUCAUCACACCACAUGAAAUCAAGGUUCUGCUGGCCAUUGAGGGAGAAACGAGGAGGAAGAUGACAGAGAAGAAGGUGGAUGAGGCUGGUGUGACGCGGAUUAUGAAGCAAGUCAACGUCACUCGCCGCAUGCAGGAAAUACGCCUCGACCAGACGGACUUUGACGAGCGCCGGAACAUUAACAAACGGAAGAGGCUCAUUCUGGAGGGAAGAGACCCAGACGAGGAAGAGAAGCGGAAGAAAAAGAAGCUCAAGAAAACAAGACAAAAGGAGAAAAAGGAAAGAAAGAGUAUGCUGGAGGACCUGGAACAGAGGAUGGAAGUGGGGAGGGUAAAGGUGGAGGAGGAGGAGGCAGUGCAGGGGAGAGGGAAGAGCAGUCCCGUGGUAGGGAAUACAGUGAAAGGAAUGAAGAAUAAAAACAACAAAAUGAACACAAAAAAGAGAAAGACAAAACAAGAUACAACAGCAUAAUGGCGUCAAAACUGUAUGAUACAAAUAUUACAGAUUUGUUGAUGUAUGUUUCUGUGAAUUGGGCACAUGAAAUGGUCUAUUCAUUAAUGGAGUAAAUAUAUAACAUAUGAAUACAUGUUUUACACAAGGUUAUACUUUCUGUUAAUAAGGCCGAAUCCUUGUUAACCCGUCCGCUGUGAUUGGUAUGAAUUUCACCUUCACUGGUAGCCUGCUAACACAUACUCCCAGGUCUUUCUCUGCCUCUGGUGGAUAGUGAAGUGUUUCCCAUGUGGUAUUGGUGUGCUGGAUUUCCCUUCCCAAGGUACAUGACUACAUUUUUUUCAAUGAAUUGUAGCAGCCACUUUUUGCUCCACUCCUGUAGCUUGGUGAUGUCUUCUUGUAGGAAGUCUGCAUCCGAGGGGUUAAGCAGCAUAACUUCAUAGAGACCAAGCAUUGAAGUAAGACAGCAUUGACAAUUAUAUCAGCAUCAGAUACAAAGAUUGAACCAUAGUGAAUGAAAUAUACACCACUAAGUGGGCAGAUUCAUCAGUGUGGAGUAGAGAAGUAUAAGUCAUGAACCAGCAUCAUUUACCUCCCCAUAAACAUUGUAAUUAUUCCAUACAAACAUUACCGAGGAAAUCUGAACACAUUGAUGCAAAAAGUUCACUGUCAGGAUGAAAUGAAGUGUCUGCUGAGUAUUUAUUUCUUUAUUUAAAAUAACAUCACAGCAUACAAGAUGGAACUGGCGAGAGAGAGAGAGAGAGAGAGAGAGAGAGAGAGAGAGAGAGAGAGAGAGAGAGAGAGAGAGAGAGAAGGGAAGAGAUGGGAAGGGAAGGGAAGGGAAGAGAUUGGAAGAGAAGGGAAGGGAAGAGAAGAGAGAAAGAGGAGAAGGAAGACUGUUGUUGGUGGUGAGGAGAAAAUGGAAGUAUACCGUAACAAGAAGAAAGAAAUAGCAGAGAACCAAAGAGAUGAAGGAGACAACAACUAAAUGAGGACAGGAUAGGCGAAGGACGAGGACCCUAAACAGAGAACAUAUAAUUGACAACUAGAUGGCGGAAAAGACUUAUAGAGAAGAGGCGGAGGGAAACGCAUCGACAGGACUGAUUAGGUAAAAAGGGAGAUCAGUGGAGAAAAUAAAGUAAAUAGAUAAUGGAGGAGGAAAGAGAUAGAUUACGAAAGAAGACAGAAGAUAGGGUGAAGAUAUCUUAGUGGUUGGCUGUUGUACUGGUGGAAGGAAGGAAAAGAGGAAAGAUGUGGCAUAGAAGAGAAGGGAAAACUAAACAAAAGUUGAAAGAAAAAAAAGAGAUGGAGAUGUAAAAAAAGGAGACAGAAAGGGCAAUAAAUUGGAAAAAGAGAGAGAUGGAGUAGUAGGGAGGAGAAAAGAAAAAAAGCAUAUAAAGGGAAAAAAGGUAGAAAGGAAAGGGACAGGGUAGAAAAGUAAAUAAAGAAAGGAAAAAGGCAGAAAAAAAAGAGGUGAAGAAGGAAAAGGAAAAGAAGGGCACUGUAGUUGUGAGAGAGAGAGA